AUGAAUAAAGGAUACAUUAAAAUCGUUUUUUGUCUUUUAAGCAUGCUCAUAUGCAUGAACAAUAAUAUCCUUGCAAGUGAAGAUACCCCAGAGGUUUCUGCUCUACGGAAAUAUGCUUUGCGUAGUAAAGCUCGACGUAAUGUUGCAUUACGCAAAAAUAUUCCCCAUAAUAUUUCUCCGUGUGAACUAUAUGAACAAAACAUUCACCUAUUGUGUACCAAAUAUAACGAAACAAAAAAAGCAACAAAACUUAUGGACGAAGCUGUAGAGCUUUUACAACAGUAUGCUACGGAUACCAGCGAUUAUUAUUUAUAUAGCAUAUACGAAGAUGAUGUAUUUUUAUAUUUUAAUAAACAUGUAAAUCCAUGCGUUGGAAAACUUAAAUUAAAAAUUUCCGCCCCAGAUGCGUAUGAAGACAUAAUAAACCUGUUAUGGAAUCCUAAUGCCGUCUAUCAUUUCUGUAAAGAUUUUGCUAAUGGAAAAGUUGUCCGUGUAUAUGAUCCAAGUUUAGUAAUAAUACAACACCGUUAUAUAAAUCAUACUCGAUCAAUUCAAGGAUAUUUUUAUUCUUUAGCCAAAAAAGUUGAAAUAUCAAAAUAUAUAACUAUAAUUGUCAUGGCUUCAGCAAAUAUAAAUGAUUACAACGCUUUCGAUAAAAAUAUAUAUAAAAACACAAUCAUAGAAAGCGCAAAUUUAUUCAAAAUUGACAUUGAUUCUGAAGAUGAUAUUAGAAAUGGAAAAUUAAUAAAAAUGUUUGUUAACUUAUCCGGAUUUAUCAUUAAAAAAGAAGACACGCAUGUUGAUAUUACCCACAUCGACUCUAUUGAAUUUAAUUGUCCUAAUGUCCCUUGGUGGUAUAUUCGAAAAGCUAAAGCAAUAAAAAUGCUAGAUUUUUCCAAAUUAAAGCAACUAUUUGAUGAGAAAUAA
Plasmodium berghei ANKA is the source of this 927-nucleotide messenger RNA. Its product is annotated as fam-a protein. The record is from RefSeq and is a predicted model, not a curated record. Bases 1 to 927 code for a protein of 308 amino acids. NCBI's taxonomy places the organism in Eukaryota, Apicomplexa, Aconoidasida, Haemosporida, Plasmodiidae. The transcript is spliced from 6 exons.